AUGCAAUCCUCACAGCAAUCUGUUUCUUUCCUUACAGGCCUGCUCACUGAUCUCUUGACCUCCUUCAACACCCUCACGAACCAGCUCUACCAGAACGUCAUGUUUGUGCGACUCCGCGACGUGCUGCUUGUUGGCACAGUCGCCCGUCGGGUUGCGGCCCAAGCCAACUGCUCCUCUACGACCUCGGUGGAUUUGACAUGGCAUCCUCCCAAUGCCACCAAUAUCAACAACCUGGCCUUCGUCGUCAAUGGCACCGGUGUUGAUGGAUUUAUCUUCAACUCCUCCACCACCCCAGCUUCGACCGCCUACGACACGUACAACUGGUGCAACAUGCCGCAUACGCGCCGUCAAGAGUACCCUCGCGUUGCCCAGGGCUACACUUUGGAAUAUGUCGAGCUUAUUCAUCGUCACCACAAGCGCACCCCGUAUGCUUCCAACACAUUUCCUCGCGAAUCCUACGCCUGGGACUGUGGCGACGAGGCUUUGUUCUUCUAUGGCGCGCCAGAACCAGACGGAUCCUCCGCCCAGGUCAAUUGGCAAGUGUACACCUCUCCAUCCAACCCUUUGGCCCCACAGGGGUUCAAUGGAACUUGCCAAUUUCCGCAAAUCUCUGGUGCGGGUCUGAACGACUCUCGCCAGCAUGGUCGCGAUCUCUUCGGCGUGUAUCAUGACUUGCUCGGCUUUCUGCCUUCUCGCUACAACUCGUCCCUGGUCAAGUACCGCGUCACGAACAACGUCAUCACCUCGCAAGUCGCCGGUCAAAUAGUCGAGGGCGAGUAUUCGGGCCGUCGAAACACCCCCUUCGCUGUGCUCAUCCAGCCCGACAGUGUCGAUAGUCUGGAACCAGCAUAUACAUGCUCCGCAGCCAGUGAUCUCUAUGCUUCCUACGGCGUUGGCAGUGACGCUGCCAAUUGGACGCUGCACCUCAACGACUCGGUCUCCCUGUAUGCAAAGCUCGACUCGGUGAGCGGCGUCAACGCCACCGAUCCUGAUUGGCACAACUGGUUCGACCAUUACUUUGACAACCUGUCCGCUCGCUUGUGUCACCAGAAGCCCCUGCCGUGCCAGAUCGGGAACUCGUCCAACUGCAUUACCGAGGCGGACGCCGACGCCGUUUUCCGGCGAGGCCAGUACGAGUACUCGUUCAUCUACCGCGACAGUCCCUCGUCGCUCCCAGCGUCCGUUGGGAGCUACGGCAUCUACAUGGCCGAGCUCGCACAGAAUCUCCGCGACGCGAUCAAUGGCACCUCUCCCGUCAUCUACACGCACAACGUCGCGCACGACGGCUCCUUGUCCCGGCUGCUCAGCAUUCUGCAAGUCGACGUCAUGGUCUGGCCCGGCAUGGGCUCUGAGGUCGUCUUCGAACUCUACUCCAAGCAAGGGUGUUACUAUCUGCGCGUGCUGUGGGGCGGCCAGGUGCUGCGGAGCUCGAACCCGACUCUCGGUCUGAUGGACCUCAUCCCGGUCCAGACGUUCCUGUCGUACAUAGAUGGUUUGGUUGGAGUCGGCGCGAGCAAAGUCCCCGGUCUGUGCGGGAGUUCAUAG
Messenger RNA from Fonsecaea multimorphosa CBS 102226, 1545 nucleotides. RefSeq lists its product as uncharacterized. The coding region runs from base 1 to 1545 and encodes 514 amino acids. The transcript has 2 exons. Gene Ontology annotation, molecular function: phosphatase activity. The record is from RefSeq and is a predicted model, not a curated record. Lineage: Eukaryota; Fungi; Ascomycota; Eurotiomycetes; Chaetothyriales; Herpotrichiellaceae. Gene Ontology annotation, biological process: dephosphorylation.